Messenger RNA from Phytophthora infestans T30-4, 3101 nucleotides. RefSeq lists its product as uncharacterized. Gene Ontology annotation, molecular function: protein binding; chromatin binding. Gene Ontology annotation, cellular component: nuclear replication fork. The coding region runs from base 18 to 3053 and encodes 1011 amino acids. The record is from RefSeq and is a predicted model, not a curated record. Gene Ontology annotation, biological process: DNA-templated DNA replication; mitotic cell cycle; DNA repair. The transcript has a single exon. Lineage: Eukaryota; Oomycota; Peronosporomycetes; Peronosporales; Peronosporaceae.
GCGCUCUUUUUGGGACCAUGGAGACCAUGAAGGAGAUCGCCGUGAAUGUCAAUGGCAAGGGCGCCAUGCAGCUCGUGACGACGCUGCGUCCUAUGAAGGACGGACAGGUGCCUGUGGGUCGCGACGUGGUCUUCACGAGCGGAGAGGACGGGGUGCUAUACGUCACGGACCUCGCCACAGAGAGCUCUGUGUACCAAGCCGAAGUAUGCGAGGGUUUCGUGCCUUCUUUCGCCGUGACACCUGAGCAGAACCACGUACUAAUCGCGUCGGAUGACGACAGCAACGUGGCGUCCUACAGUCUCCCUCCGGACUGCCAAUUUGAUCAGCUUCUACGUCGCUCCACAGUCGCCAUCCGUCAGGUUACCUGCUCCACCAACUUCAUCGCUAUAGCAGACGAUGAGCCCGUGGUGCGGCUACUACUACGCAGUAAUACAGAGCAGGUGAUCCUCGCAGAGGGGGCUACUGGAGCCGUAAAGAGUGUGGUUCUGGACCCGCAGGAAAAUUAUCUCUGUGCCAGCAGCGAGGACGCGACUGUGCGAGUCUUUGCACUUGAUGCAGAGAGCCAGCGUGCCACAGAGGCCAAAGCGUUCAAGAUCAAGCACGGAGACAUCAGGAACGACGACGUUUUGCUACGUUGUGCCUGGCAACCGGGAGAUGCUGGCAAGUUGCUGGCCGUGCCUGUGGACAAGGCGACUAUCGAGCUCUUUGAACGAGACUCGUGGGUUUCCAAGGGCCAGAUAAGGCUGCCUGCUGGCAGAAGUACCGCUGCUGAUGUGGAUAUCCUGGCAUUCUCGCCAAACGGCCAGUAUUUGGCUGCUGUGACGUGUGCCAAGGAGGUUUAUGUAUGGGAACUAGAGACACAGACUGUGCUGCGCGCCUUCCGAAUCGACUACCCGGCACUUGGCGUACAAUUCGCCAACAAGAGCAACGCGUUGGUGCUCUAUCACACUGGCGGCAAGUUGGCGUUCGUCAAGGAUGUCAUCCCUGCAGGACACACGCCACCGCAACAUGUUGCUGGUCAGUCAGCUGCAACCAAGUCUUCUUAUUCGAGUAAGAAGAGUCUAAAAGCUUCCUCAUUUAUGGACGAUGAGGCUGAGGAGGAUGGCAGACAUGACGAAGACGACGACGAAGAAGAAGUGAGUUUUGAUGACGAUAACGAGGCAAGAGUGGAGGCGAUCAAAGCCAGUUUCGGGUUUGGUGCUGCUGCCAAUACCAAAGACGAUGAAAUCGAAGACGAACAAGUAUCUGCGUCUGCCCAAACUGCUCCAAAGCCGAGUCGGCAGGAGAAUUCUCCUCUGCGUACACUCACGAAACCUUUUCAGCCGGGUAGUGUGGUGGACUCCAUGGGACGUAGUAGCAGUGCUACAUCACUGCUGGCGUGGACACCUGAGGGUGAGAUUGAAGUGAUUCGAGGCGCCAGUAUGAGCGAAAACCUCGUCAAAGUGGACUUCACAGACAAGUCUCGUCGCGGAUUCAAGUUCAACGACAACUACAUGUUCUCGAUGGCCUUUCUGGACAAUUAUGGCGCUGUGUUUGCUGUCCCUCGACGUAUUCGUGAGGACUGGGAGGACCUUGACGCUGGCUCCAGUGAAAGUGACGUGAUCAGCAGCUUUGUGUUCUACCGGCCAUUCGAGUCUUGGGCGAGCAAUAGCUCGUGGCACAAGACGUUGCCAGAGGGCGAAGACGCCGAGUGUGUUGCUGCUGGGCGUGAGUUCUGUGCAGUGGCCACGUCACUGCAAACGCUUCGAGUCUACACAGCCAGCGGGAUUGACUAUGCGCUGCUACGUCUUCCUGGUCGUGUUGUGACUAUGACAGCGAAAGAAUCUCUACUAGCUGUGGUGUAUCAGGGUCUGCAUGGCCAACUACACUACCAACUGCUCCGUAUUCAAGUGGAUUCGUCCCGUGAACGGGUUCAACUGGUCUCCAAAGGUGCCCUACCCAUGACCCCACCGCCGCGCGAUGUGUUCGCGUCACACAAGGAGAACGAAGCUGUUCGUGGAGAUAUUUCUAACUGGUCUACACUCACGUGGCUCGGCUUCGAUGACCGUCAGAUUCUCUACGCGGUGGACUCGUUCUCGUGUAUUCAGGCGCUGUCUCCAAGUAUAGGGGGGAACUGGUUCCCUGUCGGCUGUGUGGGCAACGCGUUGCAGAAGAAACCAGAGGAUCGUCACGGUGUCUUUACGCUGGGAGUUGUCAACGAUUCGCUGUUGUAUUUCCCUCUAGACAAAGGCGCUCGCGGCCCAAAACUUCGCGGAAAUCAUCGUCCUGUGCCUGCUACGUUCGGAUUGCGUACAGCAUCUUUCCCCAAGACAUCGAAGAAGACCGAAGGGGCCUCUAAUGGCCACAUGUGGCAGAAUGUCCGACUCUGUGGACUGGAGACUAUUGCCAACGAGGUUAACGCUGAGCAAGUUGCCGACCAAGUAGUGCACGAACAGGCUGAGAUGGAUAAGGCUCUGAUCUUGAUGAUGAAGACUGCGUGCACCAAUGACGAGCCUGCGCGUGUCUUGGACUUGGCCAAGUGUCUGCAUCUUGAGAAGUCUCACCAGAUCGCACAGAAGCUCGCGAUCCACUUCUCUCUGCGGCAACUGCAGUCUCAGCUCUACGAAUUGUACCGCGUUAAGUUCGAGGAGCCUCGACGAAUGGUGCAGGAGCCCAUGGUGCAAGCUUCUCAGCCGCUACGACAGCCUCGUUCUUAUCAGGAAGAGACAGAGCCCGAGCCACGAGAGGUGGAGCCUUUGCGUCGUGCACGUAGCAUCCUGUCUCGGCCUCCGACGACAGAGACGCGUGAAGAAAAGUACGACGAGGAGACUGCGUCGAUUAAUGAGGCUAAGGAGGACAAGACCCCAAGCUCACCAAAGACUACUCCCUCGAAGAGCAAUGCAGCACGUGUGGAGCGAUCAGUGGCGCCGGCGAACCCUUUCCUGAAGAAGCCUGGCACCUCUGCGGCGUCGCCCUCAGGCAGCAAAAACAAGAAGUCAGGCUUACAGCGGCUGGCCAAGUUCGCGUCGCCGCCUUUAGCUAAGAAACAGCGUCGGUCGACUUGGAAGAAAUAGAGCAGGGCAAUGUGAACAGGCAGAGCCACACGACCAUCGGAAGUGUCU